Xenopus laevis (African clawed frog) is the source of this 1366-nucleotide messenger RNA. It is a transcript of the gene tmem229b.L, whose product is annotated as transmembrane protein 229B L homeolog. The coding region runs from base 520 to 1044 and encodes 174 amino acids. The record is from RefSeq and is a predicted model, not a curated record. NCBI's taxonomy places the organism in Eukaryota, Metazoa, Chordata, Amphibia, Anura, Pipidae. The transcript is spliced from 5 exons. Gene Ontology annotation, cellular component: membrane.
AUAGCUACAGCAGCAGAGGAGUUAAUAAAGGGAAGCAGCUUAUCACAAGAGAGCAUGUGCGGAUGGACUGCAUGUAUAAAAUGGGUGGCAGGCUGAUUUAAUCUACAGUACAGUACCUGCCAUACCAAAGAGGGAGAGAAUAGAAAGCGGAGCAACAUCCACGGACUGCCCCCACCAUGGCCCUGCACUGAGUGAUGGACACAGAGGUGACCCAGAAGCAGUUGUGCAAAACAAAUGGUUGCCAACAAGACUCCCCACGACUGUUUAAGAAGCACAUCAUCUUGGAUUCUGGGGGCCCAGUGAGGUCCAUCAUCAACACUGUGCAUCAAUAGCCCUACAUUUUAUUGUUUCUGCAAAUUUGGUUGAAAGAAACCUUACAAAUCUCGAGGGUCACCUGUGAUGACCAAAAGGGGCUACUGAUAUCUUUUUUCCAGAAGACCAAAACUUAAGACUUUAAUAACAGAAUCAUUGUAGACCUUGAAGAGAAAAUAUCUGAAAGAAAAAAGUUUCUUUAAAGGCAUGGCGAGAACUGGAAGCAUGGCACCUCCAGAGCCCCUUACAGCCCUGUCCCGUUGGUACCUCUAUGCAAUUCAUGGCUAUUUCUGUGAAGUUAUGUUUACAGCGGCGUGGGAUUUUGUGGUCAACUACAACUGGAAAUUUCCUGGAGUUACCAGUGUGUGGGCACUAUUUAUUUAUGGCACCUCUAUCCUCAUUGUAGAGAAGAUGUACUUAUAUUUAAAAGACAAGUGCAAUAUUCUAAUAAGAUGUCUUAUUUAUACCCUGUGGACAUACAUCUGGGAGUUCAGUACGGGUCUCAUUUUACGGCAGUUUAAUGCCUGCCCCUGGGACUACUCACAGUUUGAUUUUGACUUCAUGGGUUUGAUUACCCUGGAAUAUGCCAUUCCAUGGUUCUGUGCAUCCUUUCUCAUGGAACAACUGGUUAUCCGGAACACCCUACGUUUACGUUUUGAUGAACAUGCAGAGCCAGGUUCCCCGGUGAUGCCCAUGGUUUCUAUGGCUAAUGGUCAUGUUAAAUGUAAAUAAUGAUUAAUACUGUGAAUCAGAAAUGCAACACUGUUAAGUCUCAAGGUCUCAUUACGCACAACAAAUAUACUGUAACUCGCAUGAAAGUCGCUUUUAUUACCAUCCAUUGAUUUUGGCUGCAAGUGAAUAUGUGUCAGUAGCUUCUUUCUGCCUGUGACAUUUAUAAGUACAUUUUCUGCCUUCUCUUUAAUCACCAAAAUAUAGCCUAUGGUGUAUUAACCAUAAGUUAAGUCUUUAAACAUAUACCUUUUAUUGCCUGCAAAGUCAAUACCAACAUACCAGACCUUGCCCUGUUUUCAAUAAAUUUGAAUACUUUCCAGAA